CGCACUGUAAGCGAGCGACGCCACAAAAACACAACCCGAAGCACGCUAUUUAAGACAAAUUCGUCGACUAAUGAGACAGUUCUCGACUGUCGAGACGUUUAUUCACAAAUGCUCUGGGGCAUCGAGACUGAAAUCGAUUGAAAUUUAAAUAUUAGCGCUAUGCAUUGUUUACAGACAGGACGUGAGAAUGUCUUAUCUCAUACGGUGGUCUAAUAAUAAUCGUCGGUGUGGUAGUUCAGACUAUCUUACACCUCCCAUGGGCUGAGUAGUUAAAUGUCAUAGGCGCUUGAUCGCCGCGUAUUUUAUUACAACCACACGGGGUGAGGAGGUCUUCUCCACUUUAAAAUUAAUAAUUUGUUUGUGUAUUAGUUUUAACUGCAUAUUCCGAGGGCGUUCUUCGUAAGUUGUACUUAUUUCCUCACAACCUAAAGUAAGAAAGUGCAGAGAGAAUGGAAUCCCGUCCGGAUGGAUCAGGACCUGCCUUGCAUUUCACAAGUGGUUUUAGUGAAGUAUCUAGACCCGCCAAGACCUUUUAUCUUCGAGACGUCUACAACCCCAAACCACCCUCACAAAGGACCCCAGUGGCAAUACGUCCACCCAGCCCAAAACCAGGUCCUCCUCAGGAGCCCGUCAUCCAGCGCAGACAGUCCUGUGAGCCAGAGCCAAAACCCAUCAUGAGAAGACGAGCUAAAUCCCUCUCAUCCUCCUCAGAAGAGAAAACCUGCAGGAACAUGCAGGUCCGCUUUGUAGAUUCCUUGGGGUUGGAACUGGAAGAUGUUAAGUUCUUCAAAGCCAGUGAGGACCCACUGGUGCCAGUCCACGUUAUCACAAGACUGCUGGCAAGCUCAGAGCUGGCCUCCAGGAAAAAGCUGGAGCUCUCCCUACCCUACUUCCAGCCAUCCUUCCCUGACAAUAUGAGUGCCGAGUCUGGAUUCCUCAAACGCUUGUGCCAGCAGCGAGUUUGCCUAGAGCAAGUGUUUUGCUCUGAGCUGGGAAUUUUUGGAACUGUGCAAGUGUUGAACUUGGCCUAUGAGAAAGAGGUUUUGGUACGAUACACGUUUACAGAUUGGAAGAGCAGUGCUGAGAGUAAAGCGAGCUGGAUGUCCACCAUUCACAGAGAUGGGCGUGAUCCAGAGUCAGACGUGUUUCGUUUUCACCUGCCUGUCCCACCUUUCAUUAUGCAACCAGGUGCCAUGCUACAAUUUGCCAUCUGCUACCGGGUCAGAGGAUCUGAGUACUGGGACAACAAUGGUGGAUGUAAUUAUAAAGUGACCUGCCAGACAUACAAAUUGACGGUCCCCAGAGAGUGUGAAGAUAGCCUGGUGCAUUUCAUUUGACUCUCCACUAGAGAUUGCAUAUACAGUGCUGUGAAAUACACAUACAGUGUUUGCUUCCAUCCUGAUUUCUUCUGAUUUUGUUUAUAUUUCAAAUUAAAUAGUAUUGGAUCUUCAAAUCAAAUGAAUGCAACAUAAAACAAGGGCAUAACUGGAGACUGGAGUUUUUAACAGGACUGUGGUGAAAUUUUAGCCCACUCGGGACUGCUGCAUUGAAGCUUCUGAAAAAACUCAGAAGCUUUCAUUUUGCUUUUCUGAGCCCUACAUUUUCACAGCACAAAUGUAUAAAAAGCCUUUACAAAUUGUGUUUAUCCUAAGGAUCAUUUAUACACAUUUUAAUAAGUCACACUAAUGGAAGUUAUCCUAAAAUGGCACUGAUUUCAGCACUGGCUACCACCCAAAAACAACUGCAAUACCAGACCGCCUCAUUAUUGUUAAUGCUGAAGGAGACUUUGAUCUUUAAGUGUGUGUUCAAAAAUAGAACAGACUUCUUGCACAUUCUUUCAAUUCCUUUAGAUCUCAAUGCUGUCUCUUUUUCUGUCUCCCAAGAUAUUGCACAUUAUAGAGCUAUGACUACAUGUUAUAGUGCUAUGACUACACGUUAUAGUGUCAUGACUACAGCUAUGCAGUGCAGUCUUAAUGUCUUGUUGUUCAGAAGAUUAUUUUUCUGAAUUUGUAAUUGAUUCUCUUGCAUCUGUUCUACAGUACAUGCUGGGAAACCUUUAGAAUUAUUCAGUGAGGUUUUGUACAAUUUUCCAGUUGUGCCUUGUUAACAUCUUUUCCAGGUGUGCUAUGUGGAAUUAGACUAUUUUUAAAGGAAUCAUGUAGCACAAGCUACAUGAGCAACUUUUUGCAUAUAAUCUUUUUUUUUUCUGAUUAAAUUUUUCUUGCAUGUUACUCAACAAAUAAAGAAAAACAAGGUUAUUUAUGUUUUUGAAGUUUGC
This is a messenger RNA of Labeo rohita (rohu), 2278 nucleotides long. It is a transcript of the gene ppp1r3db, whose product is annotated as protein phosphatase 1, regulatory subunit 3Db. The transcript has 2 exons. The record is from RefSeq and is a predicted model, not a curated record. Gene Ontology annotation, cellular component: protein phosphatase type 1 complex. Lineage: Eukaryota; Metazoa; Chordata; Actinopteri; Cypriniformes; Cyprinidae. Gene Ontology annotation, biological process: regulation of glycogen biosynthetic process. Gene Ontology annotation, molecular function: glycogen binding; protein phosphatase 1 binding. The coding region runs from base 450 to 1337 and encodes 295 amino acids.